GGACCAGCUUUGUGUAAAAUUACAUAGCACCUGUGGUGUGCUGUACAUUUGUGUGCCCUAAAUUCCGCCGGGCAGCUGUGAUGUCAUAUACAAAGUAUAUUGUCAACAUAUACUGGCACUCCACGAGAAAAUUGGAAACAGCCAACUUUGUGUUUUAGGUGACUUUAAUUUAUGUAAUAUUUCCUGGAGCUUUAUUGAUAACAAUAUUUUCCUCACCCCAUCAAAUGUUACUACUUUAUCUGAAUCAUAUUUAAUUGAUAAUUUAUUAUGUAUUGAAUUAUUUCAAAUCAAUGGUUUUUUUAAUGAGUUAAACCGAAUUUUAGAUUUAAUAUUUAUUAGCUCUAAUAUAAAUUUCAAGCUCUCUCAUGCGGCCAGUUACAUCUCCCCUCCAAAUCAGCAUCAUAGCCCUAUGGUUUUGGAGUUUGAAUUUUACCAAUAUUUUGAAUUACCGACUGAUAGUCAGACGGUUGCUUUUAACUACUCUUGUUGUAAUUUUGCUGAAUUGAAUAAUUUGUUUGAUUUGGAUUGGUCCCAGCUCUUUGGAAAUGUGGAUGUAACUGGUUGCUACGAUAUUUUUAAGUCUAAACUUUGUGAUAUUUGUGUGGGUCACAUCCCAAUUCUUAAUUCGAAAACCGCUAAGCGUCCAUGGUUUACUAAAGAACUCAAACGUAUAAGCAAUAAGAAGAAUAAGUUCUACAAAAGACAAAAGCAUUCCAACGAUGUUAAUUUGCGUGAACGUUACGUGUUUUAUAGAGCUGAAUUUAACAGGCUCAAUAAAUCUUUGUAUAGGAAUUAUAUUCGCGGCGUAGAAAGCAAUAUUAAAUCUAAUCCCAAGUUCUUCUGGAGUUAUAUUAAAUCAAAGAAAAAUUGCUCUAAUAUACCUGCAUCGGUCCAGCUUAACGGGGUGUCAGCCAACUCCAUCUCCGAAGCUGUUAAUCUUUUUGUUGAUUUUUUUUCUUCCAACUUUAUUUCAGGUAAUUCUGAUAAUGAUUUUAUUCUUUUGUUUGUUAUUCUUUUGUCAAAUUUAGAUACUCCCAUUAACUUCGGGAAAUUAAAGUUGACAGACGAGGAUGUAGCUAAUGGCAUUAACCAGCUUAAACUAUCCACUAACACUGAUGUAGACGGCCUCUCGGUUAUUUUAUUUAAAAGUUGUCCUUCACUAAUUGCGCCUUUGAGGCACAUUUUUAACAUGUCUCUAUCUGCCGGAGUUUUCCUCGAUGACUGGAAAUUGACUUUUAUUACGCCAAUUCUUAAAAGUGGUAACAAAAAUUGUAUUGAGAAUUAUAGGCCGAUUUCUAAGCUUACCACUGUCUCAAAACUGUUUGAGUCCAUAGUAAAAGAUAAAAUUUACUUUGCUGUUAAACAUUUAUUAUGUCCCAACCAACAUGGGUUCGUGCCGGGCAGAUCUACGUUAACCAAUUUAGCUCCUUUUACAGAGGACUGUUUGGAAACCUUUCAAAAGGGAUUCCAAAUUGACGCUAUAUAUACCGAUUUCUCUAAGGCUUUUGACAGG
Rhagoletis zephyria (snowberry fruit fly) is the source of this 1513-nucleotide messenger RNA. RefSeq lists its product as uncharacterized. Gene Ontology annotation, biological process: larval heart development; cell adhesion involved in heart morphogenesis. Gene Ontology annotation, cellular component: extracellular matrix. The record is from RefSeq and is a predicted model, not a curated record. Lineage: Eukaryota; Metazoa; Arthropoda; Insecta; Diptera; Tephritidae.